Zeugodacus cucurbitae (melon fly) is the source of this 1729-nucleotide messenger RNA. RefSeq names its product SET domain-containing protein 4. The transcript is spliced from 2 exons. The record is from RefSeq and is a predicted model, not a curated record. The coding region runs from base 300 to 1649 and encodes 449 amino acids. Gene Ontology annotation, biological process: peptidyl-lysine trimethylation; peptidyl-lysine dimethylation; peptidyl-lysine monomethylation. NCBI's taxonomy places the organism in Eukaryota, Metazoa, Arthropoda, Insecta, Diptera, Tephritidae. Gene Ontology annotation, molecular function: histone H3K36 methyltransferase activity; histone H3K4 methyltransferase activity; transcription coactivator activity.
UGGCUGGACUAGUGCACUUAGCGCGAUUUUGCAGCAAGCAGCAACAAAUAACAUCAACAAAUAGACGAUUCUCCUGCAUAGCAAGAAACACUUCUAGCAUACUUAAAGCGCAUGGACAACGUCGUUUACCAGCUCAUUUGAAUUAAUAAACUUCAUAAACAACAAGAGAGAAAAUAAUUAAUAUUUCAAAAUAGUACAGAAAUAAGCCUAUAACAUACUACAUUCGAACACUGUAUGCUGUUACACUUAUUGGGUACAAAAAUUAUUUCUAAAUAUUUAUAAGUAACGUAAACGCAAUUAUGGGUCGCACAGGCCGAGCGAGGCAACGCAAUAAACGCAUACGUGCAACACGCAACACCUCAGAAGAUUACCUAAAUCCUUUAAUAUAUCAGUUGAGUUGUCAGGGUUGGCACAACUCAACCCGACUAACGGCACGUGAAUUUCCGAUUACUGGUCGCGGUGUUUGUUCUAAAGUGCAAAAGUACGCUGCGGGCGAUACACUUAUAAGCCUACCUUUGAAAUGUUUGGUAACAAUAAAAACUCUCGAAGAAGCUACACAUUUCAAAUCACUAUUUGACAUUACCAAAUUCCACAAAGAUCGCAAAAUAUCUUUUCAAGCCUUAUUAGCGUUAUAUAUACUACACGAGCGGCACUUGGAAGAAGCUUCGCAUAUUAGCGCUUACAUAAACUCAAUCCCCAAACAUUUUAGCACACCUUAUUUCUGUCCCAUUGCCGAGCUGCAACGUUUACCUGAGGAAAUUUUGGAGAAAACCGUGGAACAAAACCGCCUUAUACGUGAGAAUUACGCCUGCCUAAAGAGUGUUUUUCACAGAAACGACUGUAGUUAUUGUGGUCAGCAGUGCUUUGAAGAAAUCUACACGCUGGAUGCAUUCAAAUGGGCUUAUUUUGCCGUCAACACACGCAGUGUUUAUGUAUUCAGUCGUCAAUUCAAACCGGACAAAUGCUACUUUCAACCGCUACUCAGUGACGAACCAAAUAUGGCUUUAGCUCCAUUUCUUGACCUAUUCAAUCAUUCAGCGGAUGUUACUACAAGCGCCGACUUGCUACCAACUGGCCCAAACAAACAAUUGGAGUACGUGCUGACGUUAGAGCGCAGCACUACUGAAACGCUUCUUCCACGUUCACAACUGUUUAUAAGUUAUGGCGCCUUAUCGAAUUAUAAGUUACUAACCGAAUAUGGCUUCUUCAUACCACAAAAUCAACAUGAUUACUUUAGUUUUUCACUAACGGACAUCGAGGAUUUUCUGAAGCAAGACAAAACAUAUAGCAAUUUAAUAUUGCAUCGCAACAAAUUCGUCUUUAUACGCCAUCACAAUUUGCACGAUGAAAUGUUUGUGCAUCAUGACGAUGGCGCUUCGCACAAUUUAUGUGUUAUACUGCAUUUGCUGGUACAUGUGCAGAGCAUAUACCCGAAUGUGCUGAAUCAGGAAGCUUUUGGCGCAGCUGACAGAUUGGCCAAUGUCGAGUGUGAAGUGCGUUCGCUAGUGGAAUAUAAAAUAAAUACUUACAGAAGAUUCAUUGUUGAUUUGGAAAAACUCCACUCACUGAGCGAAAGCGGCAAGGUGGCGAAAAGUUAUAUGGAAAAGUGCAUACGUUACCUUGAAGCAUAUUUAGAUUUAGCAAUGUGAAGUAGUGUAUGUGUAAAGCUAGAAUAAUUACAUACAAUAUGUAUAUUGAUUUUAAAUAAAUUAAUUUUUUAUCAGCGCAA